AUGCGUCCUUCUUCAACGCUUCGUCUACUAGGCGUAACACUCUUAGUCACUCUAGCAAGUGCACAAGCUGCUGCACCUGCUGGUUGGCCCAAGUUCUGGUUCAAAGGACAUGUCACCAACAAAGAAACCUUCAAGUACAAUCCCACAAACGAAUUCAUCUUCCCUAGUGUGUUCCAUGCAGGACAAUACCUAGACAACCCUCUUGCAGAAUGGUACAUCUACUAUGCACCACAUGAGAACCCAGGUGGUAUCUCACUAGCCUACUCUGAUAGUCUUGAGGGACCAUGGAAAGAAUAUGCCAGCAACCCGAUUAUCAAGAACAAGUGGGACUCAUACUACUCUGUUCCACAUGUAUCCAGUCCAGAUGCCGCAUGGAACGCAGAGACUGGUCGUUUGUUCCUUUACUUCCACGGCGACAACACAAAGACGCGCUGGGCAGAGUCAAGCGACGGUAUCAACUUUCGGUACGGAGGUGUAGCUGUUUCAACAGCCAUGACCAGUUCCAGCACUACAGAGACUAGCUACGCUCGCGUAUUCAGCCAUCCCAAUGGAGCGUCAAAGUACAACUACGCAAUGUUCUACAUGGCCAAUGAAAGCAACAACAAGCGCAAAAUUAGACUCGCUGAGUCAGUGGACGGUCGCAAAUGGGACGUCUACUCAAACUAUCUCGUCACAGGUGGUAGUGUCGAAGGCGAUAACGUCUCUGGCGCCAACUACUGGGUCUGGAAAGGACAAGCUUACAUCAUUUACCAUGGGUCUUCGGGCAAGAUGUACGCUCGGACAAUUGAUGCGACGCUAAGAAAGGUUGGAUCGGAGCCAAUCGUGUUUUAUCAGUCCCGUGGACAGGGACAGGAUGUUGGGCGUGUUGCGGCUCCUGAUCCUGUCACGUCCGGGGAGAAUACCUAUUUAUUUUAUGAAUCUGGAGAUCGGCUGGGAGGAACCAUUGCCUGGGCGAAGAUGCAAAAGCAAUCGCGUCGGGAUUUGCAUGAGCUUGCUUGGGAGGCGUGA
Molecule: messenger RNA, 1008 nt
Organism: Fusarium coffeatum
Lineage: Eukaryota; Fungi; Ascomycota; Sordariomycetes; Hypocreales; Nectriaceae
Exons: 1
Coding region: 1-1008 (335 amino acids)
Source: RefSeq, a predicted model, not a curated record